This is a messenger RNA of Penicillium diatomitis, 1461 nucleotides long. RefSeq names its product bZIP transcription factor. Lineage: Eukaryota; Fungi; Ascomycota; Eurotiomycetes; Eurotiales; Aspergillaceae. The record is from RefSeq and is a predicted model, not a curated record. Gene Ontology annotation, molecular function: DNA-binding transcription factor activity. Gene Ontology annotation, biological process: regulation of DNA-templated transcription. The transcript has 3 exons. The annotation marks the transcript as partial.
CUUAUCCGUGACUAUAUUCGUCACUUCAUGGACCAACAAGUACCAUUACCGCUAUCCAGCGACCUGCCUCUCUUCAAUUGGGAGGAUUUCCGUCGAAGCACAUCGUUACCCGAACACAGCCGCCCAUUAUUACAGGAGUCCGCGAGAGCUGACAUCACCUCAUUGCUCUCAGCCCGCUCCUAUCCCCUGCCCGAAUCAUUUAACUCACAAAAUGCUCAAAGUGGUACGCCAUCACCCAGUCCUAGCGACUUCGCCCUUGAGCUUGCAUCUCCCUUGAGCCGGACGAACACAAACCAAACACCCGUCUCUAAACCGACGACACCACGACCGCAAAAACGACAGCGACGUGGACCUCAGAAGGCCGCACCAGCGAAGGACUGUGGAGCCCCCCAAGGAGUUAGUAAUAGUAAGGACAAUACUGAAGAGCGUCGUCGCAUACAAACUCGCAUGGCGCAACGUGCAUAUCGUUCACGACAGCAAGCCUCAGUCGAAGGCCUCAAAAGCCGCAUCUCACUUUUGGAGACCUCAAUUGAGAGAAUGAGCUCUGCUAUGCUAUCAUUUAGUGAGCAGCUAGUCCAAAGUGGAGUGCUUAGGUCACACUCUACUCUGACAGCGAAUUUACGUGACACGAUGAAGAUCUUCCUUACCAUGGCGUCAGGAGGAAGCCUGGACGACGAGAUCAGGGUCCCGGUUGACUCUAAUAAGACAAUUGACUCACUACCAGCCUCACAACAACUCACAAUCAACCGCCCGUCAUCCAACAUUCCCUUCCACCUGCCCCUAGACGGCACUAAAUUAUCUCAUCCAAACAGUGCUGUCCUGCCAUAUACCGUCAAUUCACCGGGAAUGCCGAUUCUAGAGGUAUCCGCAUUCAGCAAAAGGCUGCUCCUAGCAGCUCUCUACCAGGGAUAUCUCGCUCUAUGCAAUCCAUCUAUCAGCUUGGAUCAACUCCAAAGGCCCUUUGGGCUCAUUUUUAGUAUGAUGAACCGCGAACGCCUGACAUCUUACUUCAAAGCGGAAUUAUAUGCUCAAGUAAGCCAAAAGCCGCUGGACGGAUGGGAGGAAGUCCCCUUUUUUAGGUUAGGGGGUGCGGGAACGCAUUAUCCCGACGGGGACACGGGUGCAUUUAUCCCUCAUUACCAGAGAUGGGGCACCGUUGAGGACCCCUUAUCACUGGUCACGGUAGAUUCACGGAAGCAGCUAGAAGGGGAUUGGUUUAACUUGCAAGAUCUGGAGGGGUAUCUUCGAGACAAGAAUGUCCUCCUGGUUGCGUCGGCCGGUGAGCCAACAAGACGCUCGAAAGUGCAGACCAAUAUCAAUGUAAGUCUGUCCCUGGUCCUUAGUGAAUAUAUUAUCCUGACCUUUGUAGCGUUGAUCAGCAGAGGAGUUUGCCUUGGUCGGACACCUGGGUUUCAACGCGAUGAUGUGGAGGAGGCCCUGCACUUUUCGGCCAUUGUGUGA